ACAGCGGACUGCAAUUGAACAACACCUCAAACAGCAGCAUUGUUGGAUGCAGCGGAAGCAGCGGCGGAAAUGGCAGCGCUUCCGACAGCGGAGAUCAAGGUGAGCCUCUGGACCCUCAAGCCAGAGCCAGAGAAAUCGCUCGCCAUAAGGAGGAGGCUAAGAGGAAGCGCCGCAAGAAGAAGCGCACCGGCUCGUCUCUCGUAUCGUCUUGCUUUCAAGAUCUUUACAAGAUGACAGGGGAAAUUUUGGGAGAAGGUGCAUAUGCCAGUGUACAAACAUGUGUCAGUAUUUACACCGAGCAAGAGUUUGCCGUCAAGAUAAUUGAAAAAGUACCCGGCCAUGCCCGCGCCCGCGUCUUCAGGGAAGUGGAGACCUUUCACUAUUGCCAGGGCCAUCCCAACAUCAUUCAGCUGACCGAAUUUUUCGAAGAUGAAGAAAAAUUUUAUUUGGUUUUUGAAAAGAUCAAUGGAGGACAACUACUAAGAAGGAUCCAGGAGUACAAGUACUUCAGUGAGGCUGCAGCGGCUGAAAUAAUCCGCGAAGUGGCCUCCGCCCUAGCUUUCAUGCACGCUAAGGGCAUCGCCCACAGAGAUUUGAAGCCGGAGAACAUCCUCUGUGUGAACAAAGACCGGCUCUGUCCAGUGAAAAUCUGCGAUUUUGACUUGGGCUCUGGCAUACGGUUCCAGACUAGCGUGGCCAGUCCGCUGGCCACGCCUCAACUCUUAACGCCAGUGGGCAGUGCGGAAUUCAUGGCUCCUGAGAUCGUGGAAGCGUUCAUCGGAGACUCAGACACUCAGGCAUACGACAAGAGAUGCGACUUGUGGUCGUUGGGCGUGAUCGCGUACAUUCUGCUGUCGGGCUAUCCGCCAUUCUAUGGAAAGUGUGGCGAGGACUGCGGGUGGGAGAGAGGCGAGAAUUGCAACACCUGCCAGGAGCUGCUCUUCCAUAGCAUCCAGGAGGGGCAGUACGAUUUCCCCAGCCCAGAGUGGGACAGCAUUUCGGCCGAAGCGAAGGACUUAAUUGCGAAUCUACUGAUCAAAAAUGCGCGCAAACGUUUGAGUGCCCAGCAGGUGCUGCAACAUCCGUGGCUCAAAUGCGCCAGCGACGCGGCCCCAUUGGUCACACCUUCGGUGAUUAAGAAGAACAAUUCGGCUCGGGAACUGUCCCAAUUCGCCGAAUCGGCGAUGGCGGUUAAUCGGGUGGUUCAGCAGCAUUUCAGCAUGAAUCUGGACUAUAUGGAGCGGCCCGAAAUCUACCCAAAAGAAGGCAGUUCCACACCUCUUCACAAGACCACGUGUUCCUCUGCCAUCAUGUUCGGUCUGAGUCCACCGAGCGAGAGCAACUUGAUGCAGCGCCGCGUUAAAGUCCGCUCGAUGUAUCUGCAGCCUCAUCCAGCUACCAACGCUAUCUCAAGCCCCAGCUGUUAAGGCUGGGGGCGAACAGCAGCUCUUUCAAAAAAAAAACAAUCAGAAAAAGGUAACCAGAUCAGUGCUGUUGUAGAGUCAAGGGGAAUCUUCAAUUCCGCCGGAGGUAGAAACUGCUGCUGGCAGUGAAUCAUCCCAUCUUCGGCGUUAUUUUCAAUGGAGGCUCUGUUGCCCUUUAAGCCAACUUCCGACUUCAGCUGUUCAAGGUGGGGGUACUGCUGCUGGGGCAGUUAAUGGCGCUAAUAAUUCCGGAACGGUUUGGGUGAUGAAACGAUUCAAGCGCAACACUGGGGAAUUUUAAUGAGUGGGUCGAUUCGACACCAAGCAAAAGCGCAUAUCAGCAAAUCAGCGGCGUAACAGUUGGGGGAAACAACCCGAACAGAGCAAGCAAUUGUACAAUUAGUCCAGUUAAUAUAGGUAUUGUAAAUUGAGAGUCUAACUCUGUUUUCAAGAAGCACUAUUUUAUAUGCUCGUUAAACUGUUAAAUUAAAACUGUCCUCACUCGUUAGGAUUUUAGCAAUAGUGUUCAAAGCGCGCUCCUUUUGUCUUUUUCAAGACUCGGAGGAGCUCAGUGCAAUGCGAUUGUCAACCGUUACUAUUGCGUUACCCGAAGAGCCAAACAUCCGGUUGAACUGUAUGUUCAGUCGGCGUAUUUAAUGCAAAAAAUGUUAAUUUGUUUCUUGCUUCGAUAGUCUAUUAUUGUUUGUUAAAUGGUUGCAUCACCCAAAUUUUCGAUAUAAUGUUUUUUUGGUUUUCCUGUGCAAUUUGCAUUUGCAAAACCGGUGCUUUACCCGGCACAAGAAGUUUGUUUUCUUUUUUUAUAUAUUUUUAUAUGUAAGACUGGAACAUCUAAACGCCGAUGGGGGAAUGUCGCAGAAACCAUUAUAAUUAAAUUUCUUCGUUGGUUUUUCACUACAGCUGUCUGCAUAUUGAAUUUAUAGCGCGAGCGCUGAUUGAUUCAGAUAGAGUAGAUGCUUCUUGCUCGAUUUUUGUAUGUUUUAAUGGACAGUUUUGGAAAUUCCGAUCGGGUCUUAACUGUUUAAGAUUCGAUGGAAAAGGUCCAGUUAAAAAAGUCUGCCCAGCCGUUUAGAUGGUCCAAGUCGAGGCCUAGUGUUAGAUACUGCGCUUGAUUUUUUAAUACUUUUGUAUGUGUUGAGGUAGAUUGACAAAUCCAGUCUACAUUUUGUGAUAAUAAGUAAAAGUAAGCAUCUGACAGUGCGAGUUAGGCGCACUUGAUAGACUGUAGACCGCCGUACCUGCUUUCAGUUCAGUGAGAAGAUACGGAAACUAAAAAAACUGACGCACUGACAGUCCAUUUAUAUUUUUACGAGUCCUACGUGUAUUUGGAUAUUUUGUAAAGAUUUUUCUAACGUGGCUCAAAACGUAGGUUACUGUUUCUACCUGGUUUGUGUAGGUAUCGCCUGAAUUUAUCCAAACUGGGGCUAAAGAAAUGACAAGCUGGCAGCACGAUUUUCCCAUGGUGUUCCAUCCUCAGCUGUAUUAAUUUAUCUUCCCAAAUAAUAAUUAUUAAGGACUUUGUCCGACGAAAUCCCAAUUGUUCUUGCAUGUGCCCAGUGAUUCAUUUAACGCACGGCGGGCGGCUCCAAAGUGGCGCUUACAAGUGUUGAAUGUGAGCGCCUCUUCGGAGCGGCCUGAUUUCCUGCCAGUUUGGCAUUGCAACUUCCAACACUCAGGGUUGUAUUAGUUUGGAGGGCGAGGGAAAAAAACCAUAAUUUAGUUGGUGAAACUCGCAGCGAAUGAAUGUGUGCAGUCGAGCGACUGGGAGUACUGAAUGAAUGCCAUAAGUGUAGAUUACUUACAGAUCAGAGUAUUUUAGCAUCAUUAUGUUUAGAAAGGUUACUAGUGACAUCAACCAUCUACCAUGGCUCGGUCCAUGAGUGCCAUUGUUUUUCUACUUAUUUUUGUUGUGUUAAGUAAAUUCAUCAUAUCACCCUCUCAAAAAACACCACCCACCACCACCUCCAGCGAUAAUUAGAAUUAUAUUUGAAACUGAUUGUUUUGUCAUUGAAUUUUUCACUUUCAGCAGCAUUCUACAAUAAUUGUGGAUCUAGAGAAAUUGCUGUACCAAGCGUGCUUUAAUUUCUUAUAAUAAAGACCGAUUUUUCUA
This is a messenger RNA of Dendroctonus ponderosae (mountain pine beetle), 3552 nucleotides long. Its product is annotated as MAP kinase-interacting serine/threonine-protein kinase 1. Gene Ontology annotation, molecular function: ATP binding; calmodulin binding; calcium/calmodulin-dependent protein kinase activity. NCBI's taxonomy places the organism in Eukaryota, Metazoa, Arthropoda, Insecta, Coleoptera, Curculionidae. The record is from RefSeq and is a predicted model, not a curated record. Gene Ontology annotation, cellular component: nucleus; cytoplasm. Gene Ontology annotation, biological process: protein autophosphorylation; peptidyl-serine phosphorylation; intracellular signal transduction.